UAUCUUGAACUCAUUGCAAAAAGCAUUAAACCCAAGUGAUCUGGACAGUGGAGUGUAACUACGAGAAACCAUGACUGAGAGAAGCUACGAGACAAACAUUGCAGGAUUUAGUGGGAAUGUAGACCCUGGGGCAAGAAAAAGUGAUUUUUCAAGCGAUACUUCAAAAAGGUUUCCUCCAGACGCUGAUAAAGAUAUAGAAAUUGAAGACACCGCCGAGACAACACAAAAAUCCGUUAGUCUAAACAACAACAACAACUCAACAUCAGUGAGAACAACUGAUGACAAUAACGAAAGCGGCAGAAAACCGAGUAGAGAUCAUGGACCAGAAAACAGUGCACAGGUUCAUGAGGCCUGCAUUCAGGAUCAACCAGAACAAACUAGAAACGGCGUGGGAAACUGUUGUAAGGGCACCACCACUUGGGUGCAUGCGCAGUGUCACGAUGACGUCAAACUGGAAGGUCAGUCAGCGGUCGAAGAAGCAAAUAAUGGACAUGGUGAUGUUGGUGGUAUCGAUGGCCAAUCAGAAUGCGCGUUUUGUGUGCAAGCUAUUAGUGUCGAACAUGAUGAUAACGACAUUAAUGGUGAUGAUGAUGAUGAUGAUGAUGAUGAUGAUGAUGAUGAUGAUGAUGAUGAUGGUGAUGGUGAUGAUGAUGAUGGUGAUGAUGAUGAUGAUGAUGAUGAUGAUGAUGAUUAUUAUUAUUAUUAUGAUGAUUAUGAUGAUGAUGGUGGUGGUGAUGAUGGUGUUGAUGAUGGUGGUGAUGAUGACGACGUUAAUGGUGACGAUGAUAGUGAUGAUGAUGGUGGUGAUGAUAAGCAAAAAUACGAUCACGAUGAAUAUGGCGUUAAUGCAAGCGACAGCGACAAUAACGGCAGUAGCAACAACAACAACAGCAUAAGCAACAAUAACAACAGCAAAAUCCUACAGCAAUUGAGCCUAGAGAAGGAGAGUUGUAAUAAAAGUUUCACCCCCCGCCCUCCGAGCACGCCGCCGAGUCCACGAAAACACUCGAGACCUUGCCGACCAACACGGUCACAGUCGAGCACUAGUCGCGCCCGCCCGGUAUUCCAAAAUAACAAUCCAUCACUCGUCGUACACACAGGAGCUCCGCAAAAAAGGAGUCCCGAAAUCUUUCAAGGAAUCUCUGUCAGUGCUCGACAGAAGUUAUGUGAAGUCACCCGGACGCGAUCAUUUUCGGGCCGAGACCGGACUCCCGAUUUAUCACCGAGGAUGACGCCACGGCCUCGUCAGCCGAUUUCUCCGCUUGCAGCUGGUGAAGUGAGUUUUCCCCAGUCUUACAGUGGAUCCGUAGAGUCUCCCGGUGGAUCCGUAGAGAUAAAUGGGUUUUCCGCUAGACAGAAGACCGACCCGGGUGUGCAAAUAACAAGAGCCAUUCCUACUAGUCCAGACAUAGCAAGAAAGUGCGGUCUCCCUAGCAUAGCACCACAGGAAUCCCAAAUUCUUCAGCUUCCUUUAUACAUGGGGCUACGCCGAGGGAACCUGCGAUUCCAGUCCCGCUCUGCCCCUACAGCACCACAGGCAGCCCGACGAAAGAUGUCUUUGAAAGAAAGCAGCUUCUCUCCAAACAGAUUGAUUGACUUAAAAGUUGAAGUUUCAAUGGAAAGACGUAAAAGUCUUCCUUGGAACGAAUACAGAACGAUCCAGCGGCCUGAGGUACUAUCUGCGCAUGCGCAACCGGAAGUGCGCAACACCUCUGCCAGAAUACGCCGGAAGUCAUUCGACAUUUGGUUGAACGAGAAGGAGGAGGACAACAUGAGAAAGAGGCUGCAGGAGCUGGCAGCAAAACGCGCCGAGGAGCAGGCGAGGGAGGGACAGCUGAGAAAGAAAAGCGGGAAAACAUACGAAGAGUGGCUACAAGAUAAAAGCAAAACCGACAGUCUUAAAGAGACCACCGAAGUGAGGAAUGAUAGAGGUAGUUUAAAGACAUCGCCCCUGAAGUUUGAGGAGUGGAUGAGGCGUAAGGACCAAGAGGCGUUAGAGAGGGAGGAGAGGGCGAGGAGAGAGGCGGAACAGAAGUACGAGGAGAAAAGAAAGCGAAGAGAGGAGGUGCUUAGGGCAGCGAGGACCUUUAGGAAACUCCACCGAAAGGUUUCGACUCAGGCAUGACUCAUAAGCAAUCAUAGAUCAAUGACAAGAAAAAUUACCAAAAGGUUUCGACUCAGGCAUGACUCAUAAGCAAUCAUAGAUCAAUGACAAAAAAAAUUACCAAAAGGUUUCGACUCAGGCAUGACUCAUAAGCAAUCAUAGAUCAAUGACAAGAAAAAAUACCAAAAGAUUUCGACUCGGGCAUGACUCAUAAGCAAUCAUAGAUCAAUGACAAAAAAAAUUACCAAAAGGUUUCGACUCGGGCAUGACUCAUAAGCAAUCAUAGAUCAAUGACAAGAAAAAUUACCAAAAGGUUUCGACUCAGGCAUGACUCAUAAGUAAUCAUAGAUCAAUGACAAGAAAAAUUACCAAAAGGUUUCGACUCAGGCAUGACUCAUAAGUAAUCAUAGAUCAAUGACAAGAAAAAUUACCAAAAGGUUUCGACUCGGGCAUGACUCGUAAGCAAUCAUAGAUCAAUGACAAGAAAAAUUACCAAAAGGUCUCGACGUUGAGAUGACAGAACAAGGACGAAGAAACCCUACCAAAAGAUUUCCGAUAGGGAAUUGUAUUUCAAAGGCAAUAAAGAGCACUCAAAAGGUCUCCAUGCAGACAUCACUCAGAAGCAAUCAUAGAGCAAUUGCCGUCAAGAAACGCUUCUUGGAAUGGGUGUAUACGCUUAUUUCACAUAACAUUGCACUUUAAGAAUCAUCAAAUAACAUAUCAAAUAAAUGGCAAAAUAACCAAAAACGAAUAAAGGCUCUGAUAUCAA
Messenger RNA from Nematostella vectensis (starlet sea anemone), 2873 nucleotides. Its product is annotated as nucleoprotein TPR. Bases 71 to 2125 code for a protein of 684 amino acids. Lineage: Eukaryota; Metazoa; Cnidaria; Anthozoa; Actiniaria; Edwardsiidae. The record is from RefSeq and is a predicted model, not a curated record. The transcript has 3 exons.